This is a messenger RNA of Pectinophora gossypiella (pink bollworm), 1060 nucleotides long. RefSeq names its product protein FAM151A. Bases 177 to 1031 code for a protein of 284 amino acids. Lineage: Eukaryota; Metazoa; Arthropoda; Insecta; Lepidoptera; Gelechiidae. The record is from RefSeq and is a predicted model, not a curated record. The transcript has 5 exons.
GUCCUUGGUGCUAUUCACACAAUCAACCUGGCAGGACAUCAGCUAAUAGGGCAAUUUACCAAUCAUCAGGUACCGCGGGCACUCCUGCGCAAGCCAGCCGCCAGCUCAGACUUGGCAAUAUGAUAGUAAAGUGGUAAAUUAAAAAAAUAAAUAUUUGUUACAAAAAAGCAGACAAAAUGCUGCUAAUAUUCAUAUUAGCUGUUGUGGCUGCGGUGUCGAGGAGUGAGGAAGAUAUAAUGAAGAACCUAACCACAGUCACCUGGGCGCAUGCCGUGAAUAACAAAACUUAUCUUGAAGCGGCUUUAGCUAGUGAAGUCUCUAUGCUGGAAGCUGACAUCGUAAUGGGGACUAUUAGGGGUAAAGAUGGCCCCCCUCUACCUAUAAUGGCCCAUCCCCCCGCGACCACUUCUGACCUGACCUUAGCAGACUUCCUCUCCGCUGUUGCUCAAUAUAACAAGGGUAACUCUAAACCGAAAGGAGUCAAGCUGGACUUCAAGAGCAUAGAGGCUUUUGAAAAGAGUCAGGACCUGAUCGCUAAAUAUACCAAACCUGAGGUAAACUUCCCAGUAUGGCUGAACGCAGACAUCCUGCCUGGUCCAGUCAAGGCAACCACUAAACCGGUGGACCCUGUGAAGUUUCUGACUCUAGGGUCGAAGCAUCCUCGUGCUGUGAUGUCGGUGGGUUGGACCACCAACUAUGGCAAGAACGUUACCGAGGGGGAGUACAGCAGGGAUCAGAUCGGGACCAUGUUGCGCAUGAUCAACGAGUAUAAGAUCAAUCAGACAGUUACUUUCCCUGUCCGAGCCGGUCUAGCCUGCAACAGCCAGCCGGUCCUUCUCGACCUGCUGCGAGAGACCACCUCCCUCAACUCGUCAAUGACGGUGUGGUCCAGCGAGGGAGACGCCGUGGAGGUCGACCGCAUGCGGGCCCUCAUCCUGACCGUCGGCUUGGAGCGCACGUACCUCGACGUGCCGCACGAACUGGCAGCACGCUUGCACCUCCCACCAUCCGAUGUCGGAGCUAAGAACUAAACUGAUUAUAUUUAUUUAUUAUAUUAUUA